AUGUGGCAGUUCUCUGCUCUGCUCUUCCUCUUCCUCCCAGGCUGCUGCACUGCUCAGGAUCCAGUCACAGGUCCAGAGGAGGUGAGCGGUCAGGAGCGGGGCUCCUUGACAGUGCAGUGCCGAUAUACCUCAGGCUGGAAGGAUUACAACAAGUACUGGUGCCAAGGAGAUUAUUGGAAAACAUGUGAGAUUCUUGUUGAAACCGAUGGAUCAGAGCAGUUGGAGAAGAAGAACCGUGUGUCCAUCAGGGACGACCAGACAGACUGCAUCUUCACAGUGACCAUGGAGGACCUGAGGAUGAGUGAUGCUGGCAUUUACUGGUGUGGAAUUACAAAAGCUGGAAGGGAUCCCAUGUUUAAAGUUAGUGUGAACAUUGACCCAGAAAUUUCAACUACAGUACUGACGACCGCACCCACAUUUCUGACGUCCACACCAACCAUGGAGGAUAUUGGCAUGGAGAACACUGACAGGGAACAUGAAAUUCAGAGCAGCCCCUUCAUCUGGUCCCUGCUGACCAGCAUCUCCUUCCAGUUUCUGGUCUUUGUGGUGUUCCCCCUGCUCCUGAGCAUGCUCAGUGCUGUCCUCUGGGUGAACAGGCCACAGAGACCCUCUGGGGGAGAUGAAGUUGGCCUAGCGAAGAUCCAUAGUUCUGAUGCCCAGGACAGAGAGGAACAUUUCCCAGGAGAUGGAAAAUGAUCUUGACCCCUCUUCUCUGUCUCUGUCUCUGUCUCUGUCU
Arvicanthis niloticus (Nile rat) is the source of this 736-nucleotide messenger RNA. The record is from RefSeq and is a predicted model, not a curated record. NCBI's taxonomy places the organism in Eukaryota, Metazoa, Chordata, Mammalia, Rodentia, Muridae.